CCGGUGUAACAGUAACUCCACAAAGUGCAGACUUGGUUGAGUUCAGUGGUCCUGUCAGUCUGUCUUGCUCCUCCUUUGGAUCGUCUCUCUCUUUCCUCUGGAUGAACAGCAGCACUAAUGUUACAGCCAGCGACAGAGUUCAGAUCAACAUAACUGAGGGAAACUCCUCUCUGAUGAUAAUCAAUGUGACCCGCUAUGACCACGGCCCAUAUUACUGCCAUGUGCUAAAUCCUGUCUCUAAUGGUAGAAGUUCUCCAGUGAACAUCUUCAUCAGUUAUGGUCCAGAAAAUACAACACUAAAAGUUUCACAAUCAACGGAACAUUAUGUAGAAGGGUCAGACAUUACUCUGGCUUGUUCAGCUGAGUCGAGACCUUCUGCUGAAUUUACAUGGUUUCUAAAUGGAGACCCGCUGCCUGAUACUGGACCAGAACUAAAGCUGAAGAACAUUAAUAUCAGCCAGAGUGGAAACUACAGCUGCCGUGCCUUUAAUGACAAAACCCGGAGAGAACAAACAUCCCAGCCCUUAGCUGUCCUUGUACUUGAACGAGUCUCCAAUGUGAAGGUAGCUCCACACGGGACAGACUUGGUGGAGUUCAACAGUACUGUCAGUCUGUCCUGUUCCUCCUCUGGAUCUUCUCUCUCCUUUUUCUGGACCAACAGCAGCUCUAAUAUUACAGCCAGUGACAGAAUCCAGAUCACUGAUAAAGGAACCAAGCUGACUAUAGUCAAUGUGACUCGUCAUGAUAAGGGACCAUACAUCUGCAAUGUGUUCAAUCCAGUCAGUGAAGACAGCAGUGAUCCAGUAAAUCUCUCCAUCAGCUGUAAGUUGUUGAACUGUUUCUUUACCUUCUGAUCAAACCUGCAUUUGGACCACAGAAUUGUAGUAUUGUUACACUUUUUCUGAUGUUUGUAGUUUCUUUAAACUAAAGCAAUUGGAAACAUUUAUUUUCACUGCUACGGGAUUGAGAAAAGUAUUGUCUCAGCUAACAGCAAACGGGCUUAAAUCGGAAGCAACCAAAUUAACGCUCAGUUCUUUCAGAAAAUAUUUCUACACCUAUCCACGAGUCUUUGUCAGUACAAGUGGCUCAAACUUGAGCAACCUGCAGUUG
Molecule: messenger RNA, 1110 nt
Organism: Fundulus heteroclitus (mummichog)
Lineage: Eukaryota; Metazoa; Chordata; Actinopteri; Cyprinodontiformes; Fundulidae
Product: carcinoembryonic antigen-related cell adhesion molecule 1
Exons: 3
Coding region: 102-854 (250 amino acids)
Source: RefSeq, a predicted model, not a curated record